AUGAAUCCAUGGCUGUUGCUUGCAACGCUGAUCACCGUUUGGUUGGCCGAUAGUGCAGCUUACUUUGCGGGCAAAAAAUUUGGUAAGCACAAACUUGCACCCGAAAUUAGCCCCGGCAAAACUUGGGAAGGCGUCGCUGGGGCGCUUUUAGCAGUUACUGUUUAUGGCUUAGCACUUUGCCACACCCUUCAUAUUAGUCGUUGGCUGAUUGCUGGUUUGUGGUUGAUUGUAAUGCUUAGUGUAAUGGGCGAUUUAUUUGAGUCGCUAUUAAAGCGCCAAGCAGGUGUUAAAGAUAGCAGUCAUCUACUACCUGGGCAUGGCGGUUGUUGUUUUACAUUUACUUCCCUCUAUUCGCAAAUAUACAACUUCAUGCAAGAUAACGCACUAGUAAAGCGCCAAUACGUCACGAUAUUGGGUGCUACUGGCACUAUUGGUUUAAAUACCUUAGAUGUCAUUUCACAGCACCCAGAGCGCUUCUCUGUGUUUGCCCUAACUGCUAAUAAUAACGUGAGCGGCAUGCUAACCUUAUGCCAGCAAUAUUUGCCAAAAUACGCAGUGAUGUUGCAAGAGUCAGCAGCACAAAUGCUAGGUGAACAACUUAAAGCUUUGGGCAAUCACACCCAGGUUCUCCAUGGAGAUACUGCAUUAUGUGAAGUUUCCUCUCACUUUGAGGUGGAUAUUGUGAUGGCCGCUAUUGUUGGCGCAGCAGGUUUACAUCCGGCAAUGGCCGCGGCAAGGGCAGGUAAGCGUGUAUUACUCGCAAAUAAAGAAACGCUUGUGAUGGCGGGCAAUUUGUUUAUGCAGGCGGUAGAAGAGGGCGGCGCAACAUUGCUACCUAUUGAUAGUGAACAUAAUGCGAUUUUCCAGGUGAUGCCGCAACACAAACGAAAUACAUUAAGCAGGAUGGGGGUAAAACGUGUACUGCUUACAGCAUCGGGUGGCCCAUUUAGAAAUGCAUCUUUUAAUGAAUUAAAAGCUGUAACUCGUGAGCAAGCAUUGAAUCAUCCAAACUGGGUCAUGGGACCAAAAAUCACUAUUGACUCAGCGACCAUGAUGAAUAAAGGCUUAGAAGUGAUUGAGGCGCACUGGUUGUUUAACGCACUUCCCUCGCAAAUAGAUGUAGUGGUACAUCCGCAAAGUGUUAUUCACUCAAUGGUUGAAUAUAUUGAUGGCAGCGUACUAGCACAACUAGGAAACCCCGACAUGCGCACCCCAAUCGCCUACGGACUUAGCUACCCAGAGCGUUUGCAUAGU
Molecule: messenger RNA, 1254 nt
Organism: Darwinula stevensoni
Lineage: Eukaryota; Metazoa; Arthropoda; Ostracoda; Podocopida; Darwinulidae
Source: the annotation of a GenBank genome assembly